AUGAACGGCUCUGAAGGCCACCUCCUGCCCCCUUGUCCCCGGUCCAAUCCGCUGUGGCGCCGUGGCUGGGAAGCGGCCAUCAGUUGCUGGGUCCAGUUCAGCGAUGGCUCCAUCACCCCCUUGGAUAUCUACGAUGGGAAAGACUUCUCCUUGAUGACCACCUCGCUGGACGAAAAGGUGGUCUCCAUCCACCAAGACCCCAAAUUCAAGUGGCCUAUCAUCGCUGCUGAAACCGAAGGGCAGGGUGCUCUGGUAAAGGUCGAAAUGGUCAUCAGCGAAUCGUGCCAGAAAUCCAAGCGGAAGAGUGUGCUGGCUGUGGGGACAGCCAACAUCAAAGUUAAGUUUGGCCAAAAUGAUGCGAACCCCAACACCAGUGACAGCAGACACACUGGGGCAGGAGUUCACCUAGAAAAUAACGUCAGUGACAGAAGACCCAAAAAACCCUUGCAGGAAUGGGGGACCCAGGGGGGUCAGUACUAUAGCAGUUCUUCCGUGGGCCUCAUGGAAGGAAGAGGGUCCACGACAGAGAGGUCAACCUUCCAGAGAAAGAAGAGCCAAGGAAGCCUUCUAGAUGAUGACAGCCACCUGCAGACCAUCCCCAUCGACCUCACCAGCUUCCCGCCCCGGGGGGACCUGCCCAGAAGCAACGUGGAAACGGACGAGAAUGGCCUCACGCAGGCAUCCAAAGGGCUGAGUGACUUGGAGAUCGGGAUGUACGCGCUGUUGGGGGUCUUCUGCCUGGCCAUUUUGGUCUUCCUAAUAAACUGUGUGGCCUUUGCGCUGAAAUACAGGCACAAGCAGGUUCCCCUGGAGGAGCAAGAAGGUCUGAGUCACUCGCACGACUGGGUCGGGUUGAGCCACCGCUCCGAGCUGCUGGAGAACCACAUGAACUUUGCAUCCUGCCAGGACGAGCAGAUCACUGCCAUUGACAGGAGCAUGGAUUUCGAAGAGAGUAAGUAUCUGCUCAGCACAAACUCCCAGAAGAGCAUCAAUGGACAGCUGUUCAAAUGUUCGGGCCCCACCGUUGUGGACGGGAAGGAUCAGAGAAUCGAGCCCCCGACAUCCCCUACCUCAAAAAGGAAAAGAGUGAAAUUUACCACCUUCACCACCAUCCCCUCGGAUGAAGGAUGCCCCACCGUGAACUCCAUAUCGACCAGCGGUGAGGACAUGAGCUGGGUCUGCCAGGAUCUGGACCCGGGGGAAAGCAGACAGCCACACGGCUACAUGGAAAGGUUACGUGAGGAUGUGUAAGCCAGACACUCGCGGACACGGGUUCUCACUCACCUCUCAGCCUUUAACUUGGGGACGUGUGGCAAGGGCGCCCCCGGGAAAGGAGUGAAGUGACAGGACAAGAUAAGAUGGCCCCUAUCAGCAGAGCCCCAGCAGACGGCUCCGGCUCGGCUGGGGUGGCCCCACGUCGGGAUCGAGGCACACGUUCCGGAACGCAGGGUCUUGGCCAGUGUUAAGAGGUGGAUUGUGCAUGGCAAGGUUUGUAAAACUUGGAAGAAAAACGAGUUCUGAAUCACUGAGCUUCUGAUGGGUCCCAGGAAAGAACAGCCCCGCGCUCUGUCCAUCACUCUCUUUCUCUCUUGAAUCAAAGCCCUUUGGGUGUGGUGAAAUCCACGUGGGUCCAGAACUCACUACUGCAGACUCUGGAAGAACCCUGAGACUCGGGUGGAGUGCAAGUGGACCGACGGGAGGCAGUGAGUCAUUUGAGCCGGGGCGCGACCAGGGGCCACGUCCGGAGCGUGGGCAGCAUGUGGCGGGGGCGUCAUCAUGGGGUGCCAUCACCCAAAGACCGGCGCGGGCUGGUGACUGACCAGGCGUUGCUGACGGGGACUGAAGGGGCACACGUGGGCAAAUAGGCCACGGAUAUCUUUGUAACCAGAUGCCAAGAACAAAGGCGCAAGCCCUCUGGGGGAUUCGGAGCGUCCCUUUAUUGGUAAACUAGGGAUACAGGGCACAGAAUGUCGAUCGGGUUCAAGGAACCAGGCUUUUUCGGGCAAGUUCACUGUGUUCAGAGGUGCACUCCUCUGACCCACCAGCUGUCUAAGAGCCUGGGCACAGGGGCCUUUCCAGCAUUCCCCCGUGGCAGGUGCGUCCGCUCCAGGUGACACUCUGCAGUGGCCCCACCAGGUGAACGUCACUCGUGUCCUUUCCUUGAAGAGGCGGGUCUUCGAGGAUUCGCGGUUCUCACGGUGAAUUCAACACCAAGGGACACUCAUCACCCUGCACCUCUGGGAAGAUGGGGGAGCCGUUUUGUGACGGCCCCGCGGACGGCCACACCGGGUGCCCCGUCCACAGCUGCAGUGAUGCAUGUGGACCAAGGUGGAGUGCACGGGCAGGGGAAGCCAGGGCCCGCUGUGCCGCAGGGGGGCCGGGCAGGAAGCCUGUUCACACCCCCCAUGUGGGCUUGGACCGAUGGAGGGAUGGAGGUGCCCGAGCUUGAGGGAGAGAGGGAGACCCCAGUCUGUCCUGAGAGCUUUAACCUUGUUGCUUGAAAUCAGAAUGACUCUGAAUGUCUCCCAAAUCCCCGGAUGGAUGGGAAGCCGCCAAGAAGGCAGGUGGGGGGAGAGAUGAGUGGAUUCUUGCCCCAGCUCGAGCUCCCGCCAAGGUGGGGAAGGGUGGCGGGAUCCCUGGUAAGGAGGGCCGCAUAGAAGCAGGGCGCGUGGUGGGGGGCGGGUUCUCUCCUCUGUCAUUUUCUGUCUCUCCGCUCCACGAUGCUCUUCUCCAUUUCCUCUUUCUCUGUGUGUCUCUCCA
Leptonychotes weddellii (Weddell seal) is the source of this 2760-nucleotide messenger RNA. Lineage: Eukaryota; Metazoa; Chordata; Mammalia; Carnivora; Phocidae. The record is from RefSeq and is a predicted model, not a curated record.